CCCGCGCGCUUCCCCGGCGAUGUCGCUCCUCCAGCCGCGGUUCGUGCAACUCUCCGCCGCCUCCCUCGCGGUGGUGUUCGGGCCGGACGAAGAGAGCCAGCAGCACGGCCACAACCACAACCACCGCAGCGGCGGCACCACCACCACGGGGCUGGAGGUCUUCGCUGACUUCAAGGCGCAAAACCUGCGCAGCUUUUGGAAUAAACGACUCGUCAAGGCCAUGGGAGAGGUGCACUUUCAAGGCUGGAUGGACAACUUGGUGCUUUUCAUACAAGGGAGCCCCGGCAGCUUGGAGGUGCUGAGAGAAGCCUGGAUGCGGAGAGCUCUCAAGUCCGCCAAAGGCUUGCUCAUCAGGGCUGUGGGUGACCUGUCCCCGUUGCAGAUGUCCCCCGUCCCGCAGUCCCAGUUCAUUCCCUUAGCGGAAGUGUUGUGUUCUGUCAUCUCAGAUAUGAACUGCUCCCAAAUCACCGUCAACCAGGAAGCUCUUGUAAAUUACAUGAGCAAAGCACAUCCAGGAAUAACCAUCCCGACUCAGGAUAUCCUUUAUAGUACUUUAGGAACUCUGAUCAAGGAGCGUAAAAUUUAUCACACGGGCGAGGGCUACUUCAUCGUUACACCUCAGACGUACUUCAUCACCGGCAACAUGGCUCAGGAGAAGAACUGGUGGACUUCAGGUUCAGCAGAUGACCCUCCAUCACCUCCUCCAAUUACGUAUCUUUUGAGCAACGACAUCUGUGUGGAGAGCACUCAGACGCCCCCGGUGGCACACUGCAAGUCUUGCAGCUGCUUCAAUCCACUCCCGACAUCCACUCAUCCACUCACCGCCGCUAAUGCAACUUCGAGCCUUCCUGCAUCCACCGUGCCAGAUCGGAAUUCUGUCUCUGUUUCAGUAAGCGAAUGCACAGGCAAGAGCUUAAAAUGGCCUCGACCGUCCGAUCACAAACCGUCAGUGCAGCAUCAAUCCACGUCCACAGCAGCCGACUGCCAGGGGAGUGAAAUCAGCAAAACCACGGAAACUACCACCGUCGCUAUCCGCAAAGAGAAGGAUAACAAACCCAAAAAGUUUGGUCUCAGUUUAUUCUGGAGGAAUGGAGGUAAAAAGGAGAAGCCGAAAAAGGAGUAUGCAUCCUUCUCCGGCCAGUUUCCUCCCAAGGAGUGGCCGGUCCGAGACGAGGAUGACCUCAACAACUUACCCCGUGACCUGGAGCACGCCAUCAUCAAGCGCAUCAACCCGGAACUCACUGUUGACAACCUGACGCGCCACACCGUUCUAAUGAAGAAGCUGGAGGAGAGGCGGGAGAAAGCUCUGGACAAAGGAGUAAACAAAGGCAUGUCAACUGAGAUGGUUGCAAGUUCAAAACUGAGGUAUCACCAUUCAUCUAAGUCGGGGAAAAGAUCUACUCAAAGAAUCUCUCGUAGCAAGCGGAGGGCCCACUCUUCCAGGGAAAAGCAGCGGGAGAAGAUGAAGAGUAAAGUUGCUUUAUGCACAAGUACCUAUCCAGAAGGUGCGGAUCUGAUCCCGACCCGACUACGAGUGGAAAUCCCCGUUGAUGAAGGCAGGAAAGUCGACGAUGGUGUCUCGCUUUACAAGAAACGCAUCGAAAACCCUUUCCAGAUUCAUCCCGACUCAUCCGAGCCUGGAGUUCCUCGUGAGAAUCGAAGAUGUGAGGCAAAAGACGGUUGGUCAUCUGGUAGAAAGGAACGAAGUCAUCGUUCCAAAUCAUGGGACCCGCAUCAGGCCAAGCUGAGAGUGACAGGUGUCGAGCACACAGGGAAUUCUCCUAUUUCUGAGGAGACAUAUCCGGGGAGGGACUUUCAUUUGGAACAUCUGCUCCAAUCCGACUUGCCGCUGGACUACAGCCCAGCGUAUCCGCAGAGCUGCACGCUACGGAUUGAAGACAAGAUCCGACAUCAAAGGGAGGGAAACAACCAGACUUUGAAUGUUGGACUCUCAAAUACAGAACUAUUCACCAGUUCCGAUGCUCCACAAUCCAAGUCUUACGACACAACCGUGGCCUGGACCAAGCACCCUCUCGGACUAACAACACAGCAAAGAGAUGAUAUUCCGAGGUCGGACGAGCUUUCUCUUCGUCAUCGUACCUGCGAAAGCACAACCACUGCAGAGCCAAAGGACGUUAGAACCAUGAAUGUCAACAGAGAGUCGCUAGUUGAAAACUGUCUGUCAGCGACAAACACUGACGCCUUGCGAGAAGAUGACCACAGACUCUACCAGAGAAUGGACCAGCAGAAGGAUGAGGAUUCUUGCAGCUCCCUGUGUUUGAAUGAGGAUGAUAUAGAACACCACAACUCCCAGUUAGUUUACCGUAAAUAUGAGCGUCAGGGAUCGGUCGCUCACUUUUACGAUUCCGACUUUCACCGUCAAGAAGCUGCCUCAAUAAAUGAUUCAAGGGAGGUUUCUCUACCUGUGGAGACCGCAUGGAGACAUCUGCAUCAGAGCACUGUAUCACCAGCGCCUCAAGAUGAAACCGGCUCCAGGCAAGAAGCAUUGUUCCAUGACGGUUUACACAAAUCCAACCCUGAUUCGGACAGUCCGGAACCACCCGAGGCCUUGGACAGCAGCAUCUUCGACUACUGCCCGAUGAGUGAGAUCGAAUCGGAUGCAGAGACCGUCCGCAAGUCCACUGAGGAAGGGGAUGGUGAAUUGGCCAACUGUCCAACAGUUUCUGGGACUCCGGGUGCCAGUAUGGGUGCACCUAGGGGGGCGGAACCUGGGGAACUGGUGGAGAACCGGAGCAUCACAGGAGACAGCGGCAUAGAUUCUCCACGGACCAGGGUCAGUUUGUCCUCCAGUAACACAGUCAUUCUGGAGGGUCUGAAGAGAAGAGGGUUUCUGCAGAACCUGGAGAAACUGCACUCCAAGAGUGGCGCCAUUCGACCUCAGAGCUCGCUGCUGCAGCUCACUCCUGUUAUGAACGUUUAGACGUUUGCUUUUCAUCACAACUUCUAUGCAACUCUUGUGAAGCCUGAGGCAAUGCAAGUACAGAUGCUGCAUGUAUAUUUGUCUUUAUUGUAAAUCAUUGAUAAAGUGUACUAAAUGAAGGGCUUAUGGGGCUAAAAUGUACAGUUUUGCAUAUUUUUCUCUUGGGUAAAAAGUGUAGCUUACUCUUGUAGAGAUUUGAAAAAAAUAAAAUGAUCUACC
Doryrhamphus excisus (bluestripe pipefish) is the source of this 3160-nucleotide messenger RNA. RefSeq names its product storkhead box 1 (gene stox1). Lineage: Eukaryota; Metazoa; Chordata; Actinopteri; Syngnathiformes; Syngnathidae. Gene Ontology annotation, molecular function: RNA polymerase II transcription regulatory region sequence-specific DNA binding. The record is from RefSeq and is a predicted model, not a curated record. Gene Ontology annotation, cellular component: nucleus; cytoplasm. Gene Ontology annotation, biological process: regulation of transcription by RNA polymerase II.